GCGCUUCUCGUUGCCAGGCGGGGGUGGGAGGCCCAUUCGGCUGGCUGCGGGGUAAGAUGGCGGAGGGGGUGCUGAGCCCCGGGGUGAACCUGGAGGCUUUCUCCCAGGCCAUCGCCGCCAUCCAGGCGCUGCGCUCCAGCGUCACCCGGGUGUUUGACUGCCUGAAGGACGGGAUGCGGAACAAGGAGACGCUGGAGGGCCGCGAGAAGAGCUUCGUCGCCUGCUUCCAGGAGAGCCUGCACUCGGUCAGCCGGGACUUGAGUGAGCUGGAACGUCUGAGCAAUCUAGUAGGCAAACCAUCUGAGAACCAUCCUCUCCAUAAUAGUGGAUUGUUGAGCCUAGAUCCUGUACAGGACAAAACUCCUCUCUACAGUCAACUACUUCAGGCCUAUAAAUGGUCAAACAAGUUGCAGUACCAUGCAGGGUUAGCGUCUGGCCUUUUGAAUCAACAGUCUUUGAAACGUUCUGCCAACCAGAUGGGAGUAUCUGCAAAACGGAGACCAAAAGCCCAACCUACAACUCUUGUUUUACCACCUCAGUAUGUUGAUGAUGUGAUCAGCCGCAUUGAUAGGAUGUUCCCUGAAAUGUCUAUCCAUUUAUCCAGGCCAAAUGGAACCUCUGCAAUGCUUCUGGUUACCUUAGGAAAAGUGCUAAAAGUGAUCGUGGUGAUGCGGAGUCUCUUCAUUGACCGGACAAUAGUAAAAGGAUAUAAUGAAAAUGUCUACACUGAAGAUGGCAAGGAGAUGGGGGCCAGGACGAAGCCUGAAGCCAUGUGGCCAGAGCCUGGGGCCUGCCACUGCGCAGCCAGAGCCCAGGGCUGGAGCCUGACAUCCUGCAGCCAGAGCUUGCUGCCCCGCCACCCCAGGACUGAAGCCCAAAGCCUGAGCCCCAGCACUCCUGGGAAGGUUGAUAUAUGGUCCAAAUCCAACUAUCAGGUUUUUCAGAAGGUGACAGAUCAUGCAACCACUGCUUUAUUGCAUUACCAGCUGCCCCAGAUGCCAGAUGUGGUGGUCAGAUCCUUCAUGACCUGGUUAAGAAGUUACAUAAAGCUGUUCCAGGCUCCAUGCCAACGCUGUGGAAAGUUUUUGCAGGAUGGCCUUCCACCUACGUGGAGAGAUUUCCGAACGCUUGAGGCUUUUCAUGACACUUGCAGGCAGUAGUAGCCCGACCCAGUCACUGUCUUGCAAGAAGGCAAGCGAAUGGGACUUAUGGACAGAACAGGCCUUCAGAUGAGCUCUGAAGAAUGCUGAUGGUUCAUUAGUUGAUUCCCUUUCUGAACAUUAAUAUGCACCAUUCCCUCCUUUAGUGAAGUUUUCUUACUGAGUAGUAAAGCAGCACUAUGCAUUUGGCCAUUAAAAAAUAAGUCUCUGUCCAAGGUACUAAUGAGGCUUUUAUUUUAUUUUAUUUUAUUUUUACUUAAAUUAAUGCACAAGGGAAAAGGUGGGAAAAAGCUACUGUUAUAGGCACAUCAUAUGUGGUCAUAUUGGGGUGUUCGUGCUGAAGUCCAUUCUCUGGGAACUGUCAGUUGUAGUCAUUGUCAUGAAUAACUGGUAUUUUAAUGAGAAUAUCCAUGUACAAUGUACAUUUUGCUACAGAAUUCACAAUGGAGGCAAACUUAUUUUUAGUGAACUAUAAAUAACUUUGUAUUAAAAAAAGUACGUGUCAUUUACUUUGUUACUCUGUAACACAAUUUAGGUUCAUUUUGUGUGUGUUUCAGAGUUUUUGACUUUUUAAAAACCUGGAAUAAUUAAAAAACAGUGCUAUUAGAAUUUUUUUCUUUGCAAGGAUGGUUCUUUGUGCUGCUCUUAUUCUGGAAGAGAGUAUAGUGUUGAUAAACAUGAAAUUUCAAAGGCAUGUGGCAGCUUGGAAGAUGGAUUGUACUUUUUGAGAGAGGAAACAGAUGUUUCCCUUUACUAAAAUUGUAAUGAAAAAUGUUAACAAAAUCUGCGGGUGUUGAGCGAUUA
Molecule: messenger RNA, 1964 nt
Organism: Mauremys reevesii (Reeves's turtle)
Lineage: Eukaryota; Metazoa; Chordata; Testudines; Geoemydidae
Gene: MED27
Product: mediator complex subunit 27
Exons: 9
Coding region: 57-1160 (367 amino acids)
Biological process (GO): regulation of transcription by RNA polymerase II
Cellular component (GO): mediator complex
Molecular function (GO): transcription coactivator activity
Source: RefSeq, a predicted model, not a curated record